Messenger RNA from Papaver somniferum (opium poppy), 1737 nucleotides. Its product is annotated as zinc finger protein 8-like. Bases 349 to 1125 code for a protein of 258 amino acids. Gene Ontology annotation, biological process: gibberellic acid mediated signaling pathway; trichome differentiation; cytokinin-activated signaling pathway. The transcript has a single exon. Gene Ontology annotation, cellular component: nucleus. Gene Ontology annotation, molecular function: transcription cis-regulatory region binding; DNA-binding transcription factor activity. The record is from RefSeq and is a predicted model, not a curated record. NCBI's taxonomy places the organism in Eukaryota, Viridiplantae, Streptophyta, Magnoliopsida, Ranunculales, Papaveraceae.
UAUAAUCAAGUUGCAUAUAGAGUAUGCAUUUUAACUUUACAAUAAACAAAAAAAGACUGAAUCCUCUUCGAUGGGUAAAGUUUAGGCGUAUCUUGUAUAAUAAACGAAAGUUUUAAGCCAAUAAACGAAAGUUUUAAGCCAAUAUUGCAUGACGGCUCUUUUAAUCUUGACUAAAUAUUUUUUUUCUUCUUUUUAUCGAUUCCUUGGGUAUCUCUAUGCUGUUAAUAAAUAUAAAAUUAAUCCCUGUUUGAGGGUGCAAGUUGGAACUAAUUCUAUAUAAGGAAGAGAGCUAAUCCAAUAAAUCAGUACCAGUUAUAGAGAGAUAUCCUUACCUUUCUAGUGAGAAAAAUGGAGAGGCAUGAUGUUCAGGAACAAACUCCAGCUGCUUCUGAUAUUCUCUCUCCGAGAUGGAGCACUGACAGUGCUUAUGAGAAAGAAACACGAGGUGUGGAAAAGAAGCUCCGGUUAUUCGGCUUCGAGGUGGAUCCCUAUACAAAUAAUGGAAGAUGUUUGAAAGGGUCUGAAGAAAGAGAUGAAAGUGUUAACUCUUCAAGCGGGAUCUUAUUUCGAAGGGAGAAACCUGCAAAAGAAAAAAGCUCAAUAGUGGAUGACAAGAAGUACGAGUGUCAAUUUUGUUUGAAGGAGUUUGGGAAUUCGCAAGCACUGGGGGGUCAUCAGAAUGCCCACAAAAAAGAGAGACUGAAGAAAAGAAAGUUACAGCUUCAAGCAAGAAAAGCAAGCAUCAAUCAUUACCUUCAACCAUUUCAAGGUCCCCAUGGUUUCGGCUUCUACAGUUCACCAGCCUUUUACGACCACUCUUCGUAUGUUCCAGAAUUCACGUCCUUCGGAGAGUCUCAGAUUAGCUUCAACCACUACGAUCAAAAUGCAUUCAUGAACGGCUACCUGAAUGGUCCCCUUGUCUCGAAGUCAUACCCUGUGCCUUCUCAUGUUCCUGUGCAACAAGACAACUGUAAGUUUAACCUCAUACGAUCACAUGGAUCUCAUGAGAACAAACCAGCUGUCAUCAGGCCUUCCCCUAUACCUGUUCCCAAACAAAGCUGCAAAAGCUUGGAUCUUCAGUUAGGGCUCAAUGCGCAGUCCAACCGGUCUAGAAGUGGAAUAUGACAAAAUUCAGCAAACAUACAUACAGUUCAUCUUCAUUAGAGUUCUACAUCCUUAACACUUCUCAAUUUCAACGAUGUGAUAGAGGCGGGACCUAGAAAGCAGAACCAGUGCACUGCAUCAGAACCACUGUCAAUACAUUCACAAUAUUGCGGAACAGAUAUCUUUCCCUAACGCAGUACCUUGGCUUUAUUUCAAGUGAUCAUGGAAGCUGCAAGUCCUUCAGCUCGGCCAAAUGGUUAUCUGCAGUUAUGCUUAUGCCACUAGCUUCUGGGGACGCAGAAGGGUGGCAGGUUUGCAAGUUAGCUGGUACAUGUCAUAGUUAUAUAGGUUUGGUUAAUGAAUGUCCAUGUACAUGUUUGUUUGCCUAGCCAUGUGUUUCUAACAAUUAUGUAUUUCCACAGAUUAACACUCAUAGCUUUUUGUGUAUUUGAUGUUUUUGUAUGAAUUGAAAAUUCAUCACCCUUCAACAUGCUCAAUUAAUGAGAGAAGAUAAAAUACAAAAAAUUGGUGAAAUUCUAGGCUUUGGUUACUUCUUAGUAAAUCAGCAAGGGGAGCUCUUCCAUUAUCCUUAUCUGCUACUUUCAUUAAAAUAUUUUUUUUUCAAAAGCCCCA